Molecule: messenger RNA, 696 nt
Organism: Scomber japonicus (chub mackerel)
Lineage: Eukaryota; Metazoa; Chordata; Actinopteri; Scombriformes; Scombridae
Gene: smtla
Product: somatolactin alpha
Exons: 5
Coding region: 1-696 (231 amino acids)
Biological process (GO): positive regulation of receptor signaling pathway via JAK-STAT; animal organ development; growth hormone receptor signaling pathway
Cellular component (GO): extracellular region
Molecular function (GO): growth hormone activity; growth hormone receptor binding
Source: RefSeq, a predicted model, not a curated record
AUGAACAUGAUGACAGUCAUGCAGCAGGGUGUAUGGGCUGUGUUGCUCUGGCCCUACCUUCUCAUCGUAAGUAUCCCACUAGACUGUAAGGAAGAGCAAGGCAGUCUCUCCCGUUGCCCCUCCAUCUCCCAAGAGAAACUUCUAGACAGAGUCAUCCAGCAUGCUGAGCUCAUCUACCGUGUCUCAGAAGAAUCAUGUUCUUUGUUUGAGGAGAUGUUUGUCCCAUUCCCAUUGCGGCUUCAGAGGAACCAGGCAGGCUAUGCAUGCAUCACCAAAGCCUUACCCAUCCCCAGCUCAAAAAGUGAAAUCCAACAAAUAUCUGACAAAUGGUUGCUCCACUCUGUUCUGAUGCUAGUCCAGUCAUGGAUCGAACCUCUGGUCUACCUGCAGACCACAUUGGAUCGCUAUGAUGAUGCUCCUGACAUGCUGCUCAACAAGACCAAGUGGGUGUCUGAGAAACUGAUCAGUCUGGAGCAAGGAGUGGUGGUCCUCAUCAAGAAGAUGUUGGAUGAGGGGAUGAUGACCACAUCCUACAGUGAACAAGGCCUAUUCCAGUACGAUGUGCAGCCCGAGAUGCUUGAAUCUGUUAUGAGAGACUAUACCUUGCUCAGCUGCUUCAAGAAAGAUGCCCAUAAGAUGGAGACGUUCCUGAAGCUUCUCAAGUGUCGACAAACUGACAAAUACAACUGUGCAUGA